This is a messenger RNA of Dothidotthia symphoricarpi CBS 119687, 2644 nucleotides long. Its product is annotated as CRO1 protein. The record is from RefSeq and is a predicted model, not a curated record. The transcript has a single exon. NCBI's taxonomy places the organism in Eukaryota, Fungi, Ascomycota, Dothideomycetes, Pleosporales, Dothidotthiaceae. The coding region runs from base 33 to 2489 and encodes 818 amino acids.
AACUCAUCCACUUUCGACUUCUCAAAAGUGUAAUGGCACCCACAUCCGAGCAAGAGCGGGCGCUGCAUCUCGCGCAAAAAGCGAGCGAGAGCAUCAAAGCCGGCGAGUUGGCAAACGCCGCUAAGUACCUGCGUGAAGCGAGCUCCAUUGCUCCCGACCAUCCGCAAGUCACAGAAGCGUGGUCAAAGCUGAGGGAGGAAGAAGACAAGAGCGAGUUGUUGGCUAUCUGCAAGAUCUGGGUCACGAGCAAGGAUGAGCAUGAUGGGGAACGAGCACUAAAGACGCUGAGAGCGCAAAGUUUGAAACAGAAAGAGGCGGAGCAGGCGAUGGAGAUUUUGUUCGACUUCAAGGGUGAAGAUGAUGUCUUGGACCAAGUUACGGGCGAGUUGCUGCGGAAUCCGGGUGCGCAGAUGUGGCUUGCAAAUGCCGUGAGGGAGCAGCCGACACGCAUUUAUUAUGAAUUCUUCGAGCGAGGGGAUGACUCCAUCGAUGGAUUGCUCAAAGUCAUGCUCAACAGAAGCAUCUGGCCGGACGACGAAACGUUCAAGAGUGGACACAGAGAUGUCUUUAUGCUCAGUCUUGCGAUGAUGAUGGAGGAAGCGCUCGAGCAUCCGGAACGCGCUAUGAAAGGCAUCGCACAGCUGCUUGCCCAUUAUGCUGAGCAUCUUAAGGGGAUCAUCGAUGCGGAUAGUUUCGACGUUAUUCUCACAUCGCUCGACAUUCGACUUCCGAACAGCUUGCGUAGUCAGGCCAUUCUCGCGACUAUCAAACUGUUCGAGCUCGCUCCGGAUACUGCACAAGAGCUGAUAUCAAAGUUUGUCACGCAUCGUGCGAAAAAAGGAGAGGCAAACAAUCUCAUCAUCGCGUUUUCAGCGGCGGCGGCAAUCUUCCCUGUCGCUGUAACAGCCGCCGCUGCACUGUUCCUCACCGAUGGAUUCGUUGCUGCACUUAUACCUAUGGUCGAACGCAAGAAGUCCCUCAAACUGGAGCAGGCGAUCUUAGAACUCAUCAGCGCAGCGUGUGUGGACAAGAAUUGCCGAGACGCGAUCAAUCAGAAUUGUAGAGAGUGGCUCGAGGACCUAGUCGCAGACUGUCCGGACAAGAAGCGUGCGAAUCCAGCGGCACUUAUCCUUGUUAAACUGGGCCAGGAAAUGCCUUCCGCUGAGGGUCCGCAGAGUUCCACGGCGGGAAAGAUUGACCAGAGCGAUUUGAUUGCAAGCUUCAAAUCCAUGGUGAUAGGAGGGGAUGCCUCGACGAAGCAAGACUCGGUGGAAGGUCUUGCAUAUGCCUCUCUCCAACCCAAGGUCCGCGAGGAUCUAUCAAAAUCACCAAAGUUUCUCAAGCGUCUUAUAGAAACAAUGAGCGAACCGGCAUCACCAGCAAACAUCCUCUUUGGCGGCCUUACAAUAUUCGUGAAUCUGACCACCUACCUGCCCAUCCAAUCCGAAGAAGAGAAACGCAUGGCUCAACUCAAAGCCUACGCCAAUGUCCAGAAGCCAUCCGAGCCCGAUGAACUUCUCAACGAAACACACGUUAACGUACGAUGCAAGCGCGUUCUCGACGCCGGCCUCGUCCCCCUCCUCAUCCACAUCUGCAAAAAGGGAUCACCCUCCGUGCUCUCCCAAAGCAGCCAAAUCCUCCUCUCUCUAAGUAAAGAGCCGAAAAGCCGGGGCUCCAUGGCACAACAAGGCGCCGUGAAACUCCUGAUCCAAAUCUGGGACCACAUUUCCACCACCGCGCAGAACUCAGCCACAGGAACAACACCCUAUCCGCCCACCGCCCUCCCCACAACAGCACAAGCCCUCUCCCGUCUGCUAAUCAGCAUAAACCCCUCACACGUAUUCAACGCCGCGCUCCCCAGCCCCUCGGCCAUCCGCCCCCUCGCCAGCCAGCUCUCGCGCACAGAAAGCUCAACAUGGCAACUCAACGCCUUCGAGGCGCUUCUCGCGCUCACAAACCUCGCCUCUCUAGACCGCCAAACGCAAGACCAGAUCAUCCGCCAAGCAUUCGACCAAGUAGCAGACGAACUCCUGCUAGGCGACAACACCAUGGUGCGCAGAGCAGCAACAGAGUUACUCUGCAACCUGAUGGCCUCGCCACUGUGCAUUGAGAAGUUCGCAGACGCCUCCUCAAGAGCAAAGCAUAGACUGCACCUCCUGCUCGCCAUGACAGACGUCGAGGAUGCGCCCACACGGUCUGCGGCCGGAGGCGCGCUGGCCAUGCUCCUCUCUGUUGAUCUGGCAGUGACGGAGCUUCUGAAGCAGGAUAAGGGUGUUGAGUUCUUGCUCGGGCUCUGCCAGGACGACGAUGAGGAUAUUCGGUAUAGAGGCGUGGUGUGCUUGCGUGCUGUGGUCGAUGUCGAUGCGGGUGUGCAGGCGUUGAAGAAAAAGGGCGCUGUGGAGACGCUGAAGGUUGUGCUGAAGGAGAGUCGUAGGCAGGAGGUUUUGGGCGUUGGGGUGGAGACGCUGAAGAUUCUGCUGGGGCAGUAGAUGGAUUCGGGGUUUCUGUUUGUGGCGGGAAGUAUAUGAUUUGAAUGAAUUGAGAUGUGAGAUGGUAUGGCGUUAUGUCAGUUUCUUCACACAUAAAAGCUUUUACUGGUACUUCUGUCGCUUGCCAUUGACACAAUCAAAGACUUUUCCAUGGC